CGCGCCUGCAGCCAAACUGAACCCGUACACCAGAGCCCGCAUGUCGGAGGCCUGGCAGCAGCAUGCAGUCGCUCCCCCUCAAGUCGUCCAUACCCUCCCGCCAGGAGCCGAGAACGCACUGGGCUGUGCUGUGUAUGGUAUCGUCCUGCAGCAAGACGCUACAUCUCUGCAGCAGCAGAACCAGCACGGGCAGCACGGGCAGCACGGCCAGCAGCACCCCGGGAGUCAGCAGCAUGGAGGCGGGCAGCACGGACAGCAGCAGCAGCAGCACCCUGCUCAGGCCCAGACCUCCCUACAAGUAGGAGGAGAGGGGGUGCACAAGUGCGGGGCUUGUGGACACGACAUCUCCCACCUCGCAAACCCGCUUGAACAUCAGUGCAUGAUGACGCAGGACAGGUCGUUCCAGUGCACCCAGUGCCUGAAGAUCUUCCAUCAGGCGACAGACCUGCUGGAGCACCAGUGCGUUCAGGUGGAGCAGAAGCCGUUUGUGUGUGGGGUGUGUAAGAUGGGUUUCUCCUUACUCACCUCACUGGCGCACCACCACACGUCACAUAACAGCAGCAACCCAAUGAAGUGUUCAAUAUGCGAGAAGACGUACCGACCCGGUUCUUCUGGCAACACGACACCCACCUCCUCAAAUAACUCCCAGCAGCCCAGCAGCGACGCGGCUUCAGCCAGUAGCAGCUCGUCUAUUCUACCUUUCCCCUCCGCUCGAGACCGUCCGUACAAGUGCUCCGUCUGCCAGAAAGGCUUCAAGCACCUGUCAGAACUCACGCGGCACGAGAGGGUGCACACGGGAGAGAAACCCUUUAAAUGUGACACGUGUGACAAGGCGUUCAGCCAGUCCUCGCACCUGCAGCACCACCAGCGCACACACAGCAACGAGCGCCCGUUCAAGUGCGCCGUUUGCGAAAAGAGCUUCAAGCACCGCUCCCACCUCGUCCGCCACAUGUACGUGCACUCUGGCGAGCACUUGUUCAAAUGCAAUUUGUGCGAGUUGCAUUUCAAGGAGUCGUCGGAGCUGCUGCACCACCCCUGCCACCCGCAGGGCUCCCGCCCGUUUCGCUGCGCCACGUGCGGGAAGGGCUUCAAGCGGCCGUCCGACCUCCGCCAGCACGAGCGCACGCACUCGGAGGAGCGGCCCUUCCACUGCGACGAGUGUCAGAUGAGCUUCAAGCAGCAGUACGCCCUGGUGCGCCACAGACGCAUGCACAAAGACCCCUCCGACCGGCCCUUCAAGUGCAACCUGUGUGACAAAGGCUUCAUGCAGCCCUCCCACCUUCUCUACCAUCAGCACGUCCACGGCAUGGACAACCUCUUCAAGUGUGCCUCGUGCCAAAAGGAGUUCAGCCAAUCAGGGGAGCUGCUCAGACACAAGUGCGGCGAGUCGUCCAACACCUCGCCCGACAAGCCGUACAAGUGCGACGUUUGCGGGAAGGGCUACAAGAAGAGCUCCACGCUGCAGCGGCAUCAGAACUCGCACUGCCAGGAGAAGCCGCUCAAGUGCUCGCUCUGCGACCGCCGCUUCCUGUCCUCCUCGGAGUUUGUCCAGCAUCGCUGCGACCCGUCCCGGGAAAAGCCACUGAAGUGCCCCGACUGUGAGAAACGUUUCAAAUACUCGUCAGACUUAAACAGACACCUGCGAGUGCACACGGGCGAGAAGCCGUUUAAAUGUGACCACUGCAAUAAGGGCUUCAAGCAGCGGGAGCACCUGACCAAGCACCAGAGCACGCACUCCCGGGAGGGCCAGUUCAAGUGCGUGUGGUGUGGGGAGCGCUUCAGUGACUUGGGCUCUUUACAGGAUCACACAGUGCAGCACACGGCCGAUGGAGGCGGUUACAACGUACAGCAGUGCAUAUGAAUCUUUGACCUCUUUUUUUUUAAUAUACAUUUCUUUCUUUUUUUCAAUUGAACAUCAAGAACCCGAAAGACUUCUAUCAUCCUCCCUGUCUCUUAUGGGCAGUUUAUAAAGCUUAACAUCGCUCUCGUUUAGGGUCAUUCUGUUUUAUCAUCAUUAGAGAUGCA
Molecule: messenger RNA, 2025 nt
Organism: Cololabis saira (Pacific saury)
Lineage: Eukaryota; Metazoa; Chordata; Actinopteri; Beloniformes; Belonidae
Gene: znf319b
Product: zinc finger protein 319b
Exons: 1
Coding region: 41-1861 (606 amino acids)
Source: RefSeq, a predicted model, not a curated record